AUUAUUGAUUUUUACCAUCAUCAAUUAUUUAGGAAGGCUAGAGGAAGUGGGAUAAACUCAACAUUCUUUUUUCACGCCACUUUAUAACUCCGGACCAAGAAAUACACCUUGAAUGGGAAUGUUGAGAAAACAUAAAAAAUCUUUAGGCCUAUAUACCCAGAAGUAUGCAUCGUUUUCCCGGUUUCUUGUAGAAACCUUGUACUUCUUCACUGCGUAUUGAGGGCGCUACGACAUUCCUUUAACCAAUUAACGUAACCAGAAUUGACUGCUUUUACAUCAAUGCCGAAUGAAUUUGAAACAUGCAGGUGCCCCCUUCUUGGGCUUACGAAUAGUACUUCGUUGCAAGUGUGGAGUUUGAUUGCUGGCGUGCUGCUCAUGUAGCUUAAUCUUGUCUGUGGUUACUGGCAUUUGAGCCUUCAAAGAAAAUCGUCGCUGGAGUGCUGCUAGGCUGAAAGAUUACUUGAUGUCAGCUUAUUGCCAGUCAAUUUCAUACUAAGCAUUGCGCCUAUCAGUAACGCCUCCAAAAAUGGCGGGAAAGUCCACUAAAGGCAAAAGCAAAGGAAAAGGUAAAUCCGAAUCAAGCUCCGCUGAUUCAUCAAUGGCUUCCAAAGAAGUCCAGCCCCUAGCUAGUGCGACAGGACUGCCUGAGUUGGUCCUGAAGAAGGCCCCUUCUGUACCUGCUUCAAUAAAACAACUACCAGCAGAAGCACCGAAACAAGAUGUUGCUGAAGCCUUGGCGGAGUCAUCAGGAGUAGAAACUUCUGCAGCUGCUUCUGAGAAAACAGAGAGAAGUGAUGAAAGUGUAGAAGCUGAGAAGAAGGAGAAAGCUGAAUCAGGAGAAACACGUGAUGGCAAUGGUGCUGGAGACGUCGACGGGGAUGCAGAGCUGUUGCUCUAUCCCAUCAUCGUCAAAGGACCAAGUGGGGAGAAACUUGAAUUGCAGGUCAACCCAGGCGACUCAGUUAUGGAUUUACGCCAGUUCCUUCUAGAUGCGCCGGAGACGUGCUUUUAUACAUGUUAUGAUCUUAUCUUAAAUGUUGCCGAUGGUGCCCGAUAUCACCUGGCUGAGUACCUUGAAAUCGGCGAGGUUGCUGAUAUUAGUUCCGGAGGUUGUUCGCUGGAGAUGGUUAAUGCCUUGUACGAUGAUCGAAUGGUACGGUCUCAUGUUCGACGCACAAGAGAUUUGAUCUCCACAUCUAGCAUACAUUCUUCCCUAUCGACGGCACUCGCAAUGGAGUACGAGGCAAAGCAGGCUGGUGAGGAUAAGGAUGCUAAGGAUAAAUCCGCUUCCAAGGACAAGGCUGCCGAACCCGUGAAGAUGGAGCUAGCUGAGUUGGAAGGAGGUCUUGGGUUUAUGGAGGACUCUUGCGGUCAGUUAAACUUACUAAUUAGUCUCCCUGACCCUCAAGAGAAUCCUUGCGUGCAGACAAUUGCCUUCUCGUCAUUCAAUCCUGUCCCAGGAUAUCGAAGGCUGCUCGGCGACCUUAUUUACCUAGAUGUGGUAACAGCUGAAGGCAAAAGUUAUUGCAUCACUGCGCAUACCCGAGGCUUUUAUGUAAACUCAAGCAAGGGGAACAUUCUUAACCCGGAGAAAGCUGCUUCAGCUUUUGAAUCCACCACACUUGUAGGUCUGCUUCGACAAUUGAGCAAGAAGUUCGUUGCAGGCUUUGCGGCGAUAUUGGACAAGAAGUCAUCCGGCCAUCCCUUCGAGAAUGUCCCGGUGCUUUUGCCACCUAAUGCUUGGCUUGGCCCACACCCCAUUCCUCCUCACAAAAGAGAUAUUGCACGGGCAGAGGAUGCUUUGAUGGUGCCAUAUGGUACUGAGGUGGUAGGCAUGCAGAGGGACUGGAAUGAAGAGCUUCAGUCCUGUAGAGAAUUUUCGCGUGAUAAUUUGCAAGACAGAAUAAUGAGAGACAGAGCACUUUACAAGGUGAAUUGCGAUUUUGUGGAAGCUGCGACCAAGGGAGCCAAAGCUGUAAUUAAUCGGUGUAUUCCACCUAUCAAUCCCACGGAUCCUGAUCGCUUUCAUAUGUAUGUGCACAACAACAUUUUUUUCAGCUUUGCUGUUGAUGGAGACUUCACUCUUAUGCAGCAAGUGAGGGAUCAAAAUUCACAGACAGGAGAGUCUUCCACAGAGGAAUCUACUAUCUCAAAUGGGGAUGCAAAGUCGGAUAAUGCUGAAUCUAAUGAGAGCGAUGCAUCUUUAAGUCUGGAUGCAAAUUCUGGCUCUGCGGUUGUUGAAAGUGAGCAAGCAACAUAUGCAUCUGCAAACAACGAUCUUAAGGGAACUAAAGCCUACAAUAACGCAGAUGUUUCUGGCCUUUAUACCCUUGCAAUGGCCAUCAUUGAUUAUAGAGGUCAUAGAGUGGUUGCGCAGAGUAUCAUUCCUGGUAUUCUGCAAGGUGACAAGACGGAAUCAUUGCUAUACGGAUCCGUCGACAAUGGAAAGAAGAUUGCCUGGAACGAAAAAUUCCACGCCAAGGCACUUGAAGCAGGAAAAUUGCUGCACAUUAAAGAACACACAGUUCUGGACGGAGCUGGGAAGGAGGUGACUUUAUGUGCUCCUGUGGAAUGUAAGGGUAUUGUUGGUAGUGAUGACCGACACUACCUUCUCGAUUUGAUGAGAACAACCCCAAGAGACAUAAACUACACGGGACCUGGAUGUCGACUUUGUGUCCUCAGACCAGAGCUAGUGGCUAUGUUUUGCCAAGUUGAGGCUCAAGAGAGGGCAACUCAAAGGAAAGCUGAUGAUGACCAGGCUGAUGAAAAGGCUUUGGUUCAGGAAGAGCUUUCAAAGAUUAUGCUCAAUCCUAAUGUCUUCACUGAUUUCAAAGUAGCUGGAAGCCAAGAGGAAAUCGAAGCAGAUGAAGAGCUUGUCCGAAAAGCAGGCAAUUAUCUGAAGGAUACAGUACUACCUAGGUUGGUUGCGGACUUGAGUAGCCUGGAAGUGUCUCCUAUGGAUGGUCCUACUCUGACUGAUGCACUUCAUGCCCACGGCAUUAAUAUCCGAUAUCUUGGCCAAGUAGCAAAGAAGGCAGAGCAUUUGCCACAUAUUUGGGAUCUAGCUGUUGUAGAGAUGGUUGUCCGGGCUGCCAAACAUGUCCUCAAGGGCGUAUUACGAGAAACCCUUGAUCAAGAUGUUGGGGGAGCCAUUGCCCACUUCUUCAACUGUCUUGUUGGAUCGGAAUCGGCUAAUCCAGUUUCGGAAGGAAAAUCUGUAUUAAGCGGGAAAUCUUUAGCCAAGUCCGUUUCUGGAAAGUCCUCAUCGAAAGAGUCGGCGCAACCUGAGACCAAACCAUCGUACCUGUGUAUAACUCCGACUCUUGUCUGGUCUGACAUUGAGGAGUGUGUGAAGUUCAAAUACCAGUUUGAUUUGCCAAGCGACGCAAAAUCAAGAAUUCGCAAGAUAUCCACCGUCCGAAAUCUUUGUCAGAAGGUGGGCGUUAUGCUGGCAGCAAGGAAGUACGAUUUCGAAGUACCUGCACCUUUCAAAACAUCUGACAUACUCGAUCUGCAAUCAGUAGUGAAGCACUUAUCUCCUGUAUGUGUGGACGCCCGUGACCUCCUGGAAAAUGGGAAGCAGCGUUUGGCACAAGGCAAGCUGAAUGAAGCGUAUGAAGCAUUUUCCGAAGCGUUCACGAUCUUGCAACAGGUUUGUGGACCGAUGCAUAGGGAAGUUGCGAACUGUUGCCGAUAUUUAGCAAUGGUCCUCUACCAUGCCGGGGAUAUGGCCGGGGCAAUAAUGCAGCAGCAUAAGGAACUAAUUAUUAACGAGCGAUGUUUGGGUGGCGAUCAUCCAGAUACUGCGCACAGUUACGGGAACAUGGCUUUAUUUUAUCACGGAUUGAACCAGACCGAGCUUGCACUACGGCACAUGGCACGUACAUUGUUGCUGUUGAAUGUUUCAUGUGGGUCGGACCACCCAGAUGUUGCAGCCACCUUCAUCAACAUUGCUAUGAUGUACCAGGAUAUAGGUAAAAUGGAAGUCGCACUCCGUUACUUGCAAGAGGCUCUUAAAAGAAAUAAAAGUCUCCUUGGUGAAGAGCACAUCCAAACUGCCGUUUGCUACCAUGCACUGGCCAUCGCAUUCAAUUGCAUGGGAGCGUACAAGCUUUCCCUGCAGCAUGAGCGUAGCACAUACAAUAUUCUUGUGAAGCAACUCGGAGAGGAGGAUUCAAGAACCAAAGAUUCUGCCAAUUGGAUGAAGACUUUCCAGAUUCGUGACAUCCAGGCACACGCUCAAAAACAAAAGGGGAAAGAAGCUAUCAGUGCCGCUGCCGCACAGAAGGCUGCCGCUGAUGCUCUUAAGGCAAGACCAGAUUUGGUGCAAGCAUUCCAACAAGCGGCAGCCAGCAGCACUGCCAACCGAGGCUCCAUGGGAAGUUCACCUCCGAAUCUAGCGAGGGCAAGAGGUGCCCCGGAUGAAAGAGCUGCACGAGCCGUCAAUGAAGUGAGGAAGAAGGCUGCUGCAAGGGGCCUGAAUGUCCGUCCACAGGCAACAGCGCCCAACCAGAGCAUCCCUCCUCUUGGGGACUUGUUGAGUCUCAUCAACAGUGGGGUAGCAGGAAAAGCUCCCCUUGCAACAAGCAGCACUCCUAGCUCAAGUACUUCGAAAGGAACAACCAAGGCUGCUCAAGCUGCACGACCCGAGAGUAGCGGCAGGAAAUCAACUUCAACUCCAGCCACGGCCGCACCCGCGCGUCCUGGUCCUGUUUCAGCUGUCGGAAAUGGCCCUGUGCAGGCAGCAUUAUCCGCUGCCGACUUGCAAGCCCCUUCACCAGUAGGAUUAGGAAGUGGAUUGAGUCUUGAUGCAAAGAAGAAGAAAUCCAAGUCAAAGAACGCAGCUUAGGAAUCUUGUUAGUGAAAUUCUUUUCACAAUCUCAGUUCUGCAGUUAUACAUGGAGUUCAUUCUUGGAUCAGUUGAUUUGCAUACAAUGUGUUGCUAGGUCACAACAUGUUGAUUCAUUUCCGCUAGACGCCAGACUUUGGCCGAUCUGAAGUGCUGCAGAUGUUGCGCCUGCCCAUAUUCUGGCGAGGCUUGAAGCAGGCGUGUGGUUUUUGCACAUCAUCCACUGGGUUCUUUCAAAAUAGCACAAGAGCCUACGAGCUGGGACACCACAUUUUUCCCAGGCCGUAAAACCCAUGCUCAGUCUAGUUGAUUGAAUCCUCAGAAUUCUCAGCUCACGUUUCUACACUAUGGUGUCCUUUAUGUAAUCCAAUUCUUGUUAGCAAUGUUUGCUCUUAUUUCCA
This is a messenger RNA of Physcomitrium patens, 5250 nucleotides long. NCBI's taxonomy places the organism in Eukaryota, Viridiplantae, Streptophyta, Bryopsida, Funariales, Funariaceae. The record is from RefSeq and is a predicted model, not a curated record.